Molecule: messenger RNA, 10628 nt
Organism: Musca domestica (house fly)
Lineage: Eukaryota; Metazoa; Arthropoda; Insecta; Diptera; Muscidae
Exons: 4
Coding region: 1003-2691 (562 amino acids)
Cellular component (GO): membrane
Source: RefSeq, a predicted model, not a curated record
ACAGCUAUGAAAAUUUCAACACGAACAGUACAACGGGAACACUGAUCGACAACGUAUCGUAACGAAACAUAAACCAAAAUAACAAGAACGCACUCACGAACCAACAACAACAACAACAACUACAACAAAGCUCAUUAAAUAUUACACAGUUCAAACAAGACAACCACACAAUAGCAGCAACAACAAUAACAACAUCAACCAAAGCGACAAAAACAAAUAGGAACCGCAACAACAGUAACAAAAACAUAACUAUUAUACAUAUACAUACCGACGACGACGACGACACACACACAGAGGAACGUAUACAACACAAGAUAAAAGCGUACUUACAUACGCACACAUAUUCGAAGAAGCCAAGAAAAAAAGGAAAAAUCCUAUUGCAAACAUAUUGCCAACUAAGCGGACAAGUAGUAGACAAGAAAAACGAAAAAAAAAAUCGAAAAAUAGUUGUUCUACAAGAAAUAAAAACAGUUAUAACAAAAAAAAAAAAAAAACAGAAAUAUUAUUAACAAAACAGUUAGUUAUAUUACAAACAACAACAAAUUAAAGGCAACAUAAGUUAACACCCCUUCAAAGCCUUACAAGCAAAGCAAAAGGCGGGGAGGUCUGCGAAAAAAGGGGACAUCAAACCAAGCAACCAAUCUACCAACAACAAAAAACAACCGAAGAGAAGAGAAAAAAAUCAAUAAUUGCCAACCAGCCAAAAGGUUAAAGGCACACACAUUUCUCUCGUGCUGUUUGCUUCGACUGGUGGUGCAGGGGACACUGCUGUUAUCACUGCUAACGCUGCAGCAAUGACCGGCCACCAUAUGUUAGUGAGGAUAACCCCAAAUAUUCAUUAAUUUCUAAAACAUAAAAAAAGAUUUUGGAUCUGAAAUAUUCAAGUGCUCCCCUUUUUUUCUAAAAGAAGUACAAAAAUCAAAUUCCAAAACCUAAAAAAAAUCCCUAAAUUUCAAAACAAGUGCAAGUGCAGAAAAGGUAGUGAAAAAUAAAACCAACAAUAUGUUAACUGCUGUGGGUGGUGGAAUUUGCCUGAAAACACUUGUGGCCCUUGUUGUAAUGCUAAGCAUUCUGGGUCAAUGCGAAAUGUCAAUUUAUCCAGGCCUUCGUCGAAGACCACUACAACCAGCUCAAAGCUCAUCGUAUGAAGUCAAUUCGGACUUUUUGACGCAAUUGAUGGAAGAGAAUGCACGGCGCAGGCUGCAGCAACAGUUCGAACAACAUUUGGAGCUGAUCAAUUUGAAAUUGAUGCGACAGCGUCAGAGAGAGGAGCGAUUAAGAGAACGUUAUCGCCAACAGCAAUUGGCGGCAAUGGCAGCCGAAAAUGACGACGAUUAUGAUUAUGUGAGGAAAUAUAAAGAAAAUACCGAUGUCAAUACGGACAGUGUUAGCAGCAGCAGCAGUAGUAGUAGUGGUAGCAUCAACAACAACAUCGGAAACAGCAACAACAACAACAAUUUACAAUAUGUUGAACAAUACGAUAAUACAAAUCAAGAUUUCAGCUUCAAAUAUCCCAGUUUGGAAAAUAUUCACAAUCUAAGGGAUCGCAUUAAUUUCGCCGUCAAUCCCAACGAUCCGCGUUACUAUGAGAAUGUCGAUGAAAAUGCUGGCGGUUAUAUGGUGGGUAAUAUGGAGGCGGCCAAUGACAUUGAUGGCUUACGUGACGAAGAUGCUGGCGGCGAAGAUGAUGAAGUCACGGAUGGUGAAAAGGAUGAAGACUUAGAUUCCCAGGUUCUUGAUGAAUAUGAAGAAUAUACACCGCAAGUUGAUGCCAAUGGCAUUGAGGCGGAUGGCAAAGCAGCGGGUAAAUUAUCAGGUGACACUAUGAUAUUACCACCUCAACAAGCGGGCAUUGUUGGCCAGGGCAGUAAUCCCAAUUUCCAUCGCAUUAAACCGCAAUCUGUGUCGGCGGCUGCAGCGGCUGGUGUUAAUUCAAUAAAUGUGAAACAAGUCCAGGCGGGUGGUGUGGCACCAGCACGUCAAGACAUGACGUCGUUAAUUGAUAAAUUACAUCCGAAAGGUGAUCAACUGACACCGGGUGUAAUGGAUGGCUCUGGCGAUGGCCACAUGGUGGUGCGCGAGCAUUUGGGUAUGAAGGGUGAAAUGGGCAUGUAUGUUGUGGCUUUAAUAGCGGGAGUGAGUGCAGCAGCUACUGUGGGCUUGUUUGUUCUAGGCAUAGCAUGGUAUACAUUCCACAAUAAGAGCAAAGCUGCUGCUGACGUUGAUUAUCCCGCCUAUGGUGUUACUGGCCCGAAUAAAGAUAUUUCCCCCUCCGGUGAUAGGAAACUGGCCCAAAGUGCACAAAUGUAUCACUAUCAGCAUCAGAAACAACAAAUAAUUGCCAUGGAGAAUCGCCAAAACAAUGAAGAGAACUGUGAAAUGUCCUAUGUCGAAAGUGACGAUGAUAAUGAGGAGGGUGAUUAUACGGUCUAUGAAUGUCCUGGUUUGGCACCGACUGGUGAAAUGGAGGUGAAGAAUCCGUUAUUUUUAGAUGAUACACCAGUUACACCAUCGUUGGGUAAUCAUCCUAUAACUCAGGUUUCGGCACAACAGCCAUCGGUUAAGAAAAUAUUCGAAAAAAGUCAACAACAGACAACCACAAGUGCUGCAGCAACGUCAUCGUCAGCAGCACCAUCGAAUGUUGCGGCAACGUCUUCCGAUGAUAAGAAAUCCAAGAAGUCAAAGAAAUAAAUUUGUUAAAAAUUCAAAAACAAAAAAGUCGACACAAAUAUUUUCUUUCUUAUUCUUUGUGCUGUAAAAAAAUAAAUGAAAGUUGAGAUUAUAAUUGACCAAAUUGUUAAACGGAAUUUCGGCACAUUUUACGUUUUUUCCCGAUCGUGUAAUUUUAAACACAAUUAACUCUUAUAGCUUUAAAUAUGACCCAAAAACACAUUAAAAAACACGUAGGAGAAAUAUAAAUUCUGUUAAAAUGAGAAAAUUGAAGUUAAAUGACAGGAAUUUAUUACUUUUUACGUGUGAAACUGGACUUUUGAUUAAAACAGAAUCAAAGCAUAACGUCAAAAGGUAUACUUACAUUUCAACGCUCAAAAAGACAAAGUCCACCAAUUUGUAGCGCACUGUUUGUACUUCAAAUUUAACUUUUGACAGACUACCAUUACGCAACGUUUACAUCACGUUUGUUUAAAGGGUCACAAUUUCUUUAAAGGCUUGUUUACACUAAACUUGUUUUAAUAAAACUUAUCAUUUAUAUGACAUAUAUAUGUGCAAUGGAAUUGGCAGGUUUGAUGAUGAGUUUUAUUUUAGCCAGUUCGAUGUAAACGUAGACUAAUAUUUUCUAAAAUUAAUAUUCUAUGCAAUUGGAAAUUACUACAAAGUAAAAAAAAAAUACUGAGUAAAACUCAUUAUUAACGAGAACAUAAUAAACACGACAAGAAGUAUAAUAAAAAAUCUAAUUAAUUUUCAGUGCUAAUAAUGAUGUUGCUUAUUUAAAAAAUAAUUAUAAUAAUUAUAUAUGGAAUAUAAUUCCUAUGAAAGCUAAUUGAGAAAUUUUUGUUAAACAAAUUAUAUUUAAUAUAUAAUUUAACUUUUCUCUAAAGUCCCAAUGCGAAAAUUAAAAUCUUUUGUAUACAAUUAAGUUUUAAAACUUUUUCAAAGCGACGUUUACAUUAAAGCGCAAUUUGGGCAACAUCUUCAAUGGGAUUUAGUGCACGAAAAUGUGAACGCCGCAUUAUUAUGUUCGUAAAGCUCUCCCAAUUUUAACAAAUAUUAAACUCUCCACUCUCUCACACACUUUUCUUCCUUAACUAUAAGUGUAACCAUAAAACAACCAUUUAUUAACAUCAAAAUCAACAAAACCCAAACUUAAAACAAUCUAUAUUGAUGUUGAACAACUAAAACCAAUCAAACUAAUAACAACCAAACAAAUCUAAACAAUUAAAAACUCAUUAACAAUUUUUCAACAUUUCAAUAACUCCACAUUAUAAUAACUUAAUUUACUCUUUUUUUUUUAAAAUAAAACCAAACACACAUAAGUAUACAUACAUUUUUCAUACUUCUCUUCAUACAUACAAACAAAAAACGGAACUAACUAAAGGAACUGUGUGUAAAUGCAACUCUGUAUUAGUUGGGUAAAACUACGGCAUAUUGCAGAAAGACUUGGUUUAUACCUUACAUGGUUGAAUAAAAAGCAACAUUUAAAUUAUCAUUUCCAUUAAAUAUAUGUUAAAUUACUACUUUUUUGUGGAAUCCUGCUUCAAAUCAUCUUUAUAUAAACCAGUGCACUAAAAGUAUGUUUGGACUUAAGGUGAGAAUACAUAAAAGGAUAUUUUGACUGGCUUAAGUCAUCGACUGGCUUCUUGGUAAAAGAGCAAGGGAAUUUUAGUUUGGUUAAUUUAUACUUAUAAACCCCACGCUCCAUUGUUCUUUUACGAAAAAGCCAGCCGAUGACUUAAGCCAGUCAAAAACGCCUUUUAUGUAUUCUCACCUUUACUUUAUCGAGUGGAUUUCAAUAACAAUUCAAUUACGUAUGCGUCUAAUAAAAUCGACUCUCAAAUCCAGUGGAUUUCAUUUGAGGUAUAUUUGACAACUGAAAUCUUCGCAAAAAAAUUAAAGUAGAAAUCCAUUUGGUUUCGUAAAUGUAAACAUGCUUUUAGGUGUCAUCCAUGGUAGAAGAAUGCGCUUGGAACAUUGAUAUGUCAAAAAAAUUAAAUGUUACCUCAAACAUAAGUAGAUUUUUAUAUGUUUUCUUAUAUGACGUCAUUCAAAGGUUAUUAUAAUUCGCAUUUUUCAACAAUUUUUACAAAUUUAAAUAAUUUUUCAUUCAACAUUUUCAAUUCCAAAAUUGCAUUGACAGUUCAUUGUCCCAGCAGCUGUUCGCAGAUGCGACUACCUGUAUGCUUCUACCAUGCCUGUCAUAUGUUGAACAUAUAUGGCAAUUAAUAAAGUUACCUGGCCACACACAAAGUUUGCAUGUUCCAUUUUAAGAAAAUGCAAUUUCCUAUGAUAGUUUUCAAAAUAAAACACGAUUAAUUAAAUAAAACCUAUUUUAGAGGAAAGUAUAAACAUUGUCCAAGCGAUUUUUCAAAAUAUAUUUUUUUAAUUUUGUUUUCUCCAUGACAAAUAACAAAUUACAAAGCCAAGGCCUGAAUUUUUUCAUCAUCAACAUUGAUCAUUUCAAUGCAAUGUUGCAUUUACACGCAGACCAACUUUUACAUUUAUAUAUACAUAUAUAUGGUUAACAUAUAUAAAUUUAUAUAUACAUACAUACAUAAAACAACAACACAAUAUUAACACUUAACAGUUUAUCCGAGCCUCUACUUUUUAUUCAUCUCUUUAAACAAAAAUUAAAAUAAAAUACAAAGCUUUAUUUAAUUACAACAAUACCAAAAAAGAAAAGAACAAAACAAUUAUUAAAAAAACAUAACAUUUUGCCUUCAUGACAUUAAAAAAAAAAAAUAAAAAAAAGAACAUACAAAUGCAAACCUAACAAAAGAAACAAAUAAACAAACAGAAAUUUCAAAAUCUAAACCAAAUGUACUAUCAUGCGACAAAUUAUGUGUUAUAUAUUUAUAUAUGAAAGAUAUACAUAUAUAGAAAUGAACAUGCAAACAAAAUAAAUACAAAUAAUUUAAAUGAAGUGUGUAUAUGAAAGGAGAAACUGUUGUAGCUAUAUGCGAUAAGAUGGCGGAAAUGGGGACAAGGAAAUAUUGAAUGCGAUUAGCAGUGUUUACAUUCCAUUUAUUGGUAUAACAAUCAGCUGAUGUUACCUUACAAUUUUUAUGUAAUUAGGCAUUAAAGAAGAAAGUGAAAACAAAACACUGUUAUACAUUUGAUAAGCAGCCCUUAACAGAGGGUAUCGAUAAAUUUCAUAAUUAGAAGAAAAUUUCCAAAUCAGUUCAAAAUAUUUCUAUUCCCAAACGAGAGAUUAUUUACUUUGAGUGGCCAUAUUGAUGUGUGGCCUGCUAUCUUUAUUAGUUGACUAUCUAAUAUCGUCAUGUGUGAAUAGGUAUUAAGAAGAUUACAUUUAAUGUCAUUAAUAGUAUGUUUACAUGAAAAUAAUUAUCCAGAUUAACCCGAUAUUCACAAUAAUUAACAAUACAUUUGUUUUUAUUGGUAAAUUGUCACGGUUUAUCCGGGUAAAAAUGUUGCAUGCAAACUCACUGCAAGGGUGUUUAUAAUAUUGUUGGAAACAUAUGCUCCCAUAGAUAAUAAUAGAUAAUUUCCAUGGUAGAAUAAAACAGGUAACAGCAAGUGUUGUUGUACAAUAAUCUUAACAACAACCGCAUACAAAUUUGUUUUUGUAAGUAAUACAAGUGUCAGAGUUAUGUGUCCAAAAAUGUAAACAAAAUAAUUGUCAAUAAAUUAUUUUAGUUUCAAAAAUAUACAUUUUUGGAAUUUGGAUUAUUAAAUUGAAAAUGCAAGAGAAUGCUUCUUAAAAUAUUAAAUUGUAAUGCUCUCACUUCAUUCCCCUGAAUGUAUAGUUGUUAGGUGUUCGUCCUAAUCUCUCAACACUUCAAGCAAUCCAUGGUAGAAAAAUACAGAUAGAGCAUUGAUAUGUCAACAAUUUUUAAAUUUCUUUUCAAAUAUAAGUAGAUUUUUAUAUGUUUUCUUAUACGACGUCAUUCGGAGUAUAUUAUAAUAGUCGUUUUUCAACAAUUUUUACAAAUUAAAUAAGUUUUCAUUCAACAUUUUCAAUUCCAAAUUUGCUUUGACAGUUCAUUGUCCCAGUAGCUGUGUCGAUGCGUCUACCUAUAUUCUUCUACCAUGACGCAAUCGCGGAAAGGCAACAUUCCUUUCAAUUUGAAACCAAACAUCAAACAUACAUAAAGUAUUCUAUAUUUUGCAAUUUUAGGACACCUGAAAUAUACGAAUAUAUUAUCUAACGUGGUGUCGCUGUUUCUUAACCGCAAAAAAAGUUUCCGAACCAUAGCCUUUGGCAUUUUGUUAAGUACAACGGCGAUUAUUUCUAUUGUCAAGCAAAAAAUGUGUUUACAUUGCCCUGCAGUGAAAUUCUAUAUCAAAAAGGGUAUACCUAUUGUAUAUUAAGAAAUAGAAUUAAAUCACAAAACGUAAAAUCGAGUAAUAAUUAUACCAUGGAUAAUGUCAUGAAAUAAAUGUGUUUCUUUAAAAUCUUCAUGAAAUUGGGCGAAAAAAACAAAAUAAUUGAUAGGGUCUAAUAUUACGUCUACACUAUCAAAUGGAUUUCAACUGUCAAUUCCACUUGGUGUAUGUCAAAUGCAAUCUGCUCUCAAAUCCAGUGAAUUUCAUUUGAGUUUUGGAAUUGACAGUUGAAGUCAUCUGUAUAUCCAUGAAAUGACAAUAAUCAAUGUAGGUUAUUUUUUCAUCAAACGCAAUUUUCAUCAAACGCAUUGCAAUAAAACGCGAAAUUGAGAGUAUCAAGAGAAUGUCACAAAACGAUAUUUUUCAAAAUUUCUGAACAUUUUCUAAUAUUUUUUUUUGAUCGCAUUUUGAAUCGUCUCUCUAUUAAUUUGUCCCCAUUUGCCGUAAGUGAUGUAUAAAUUAGAUAAAACUUGAUAAUUAGUGUAAAAAUGGAUACUUUAUAGCAUAAAUAUUAAAUUUUUUCCUUUUCGAUUCUUGAAUACUUGUAAACAUGUAUCACUCUAUUAAUUGCUCAUUUCCAUUACAUAACAAUAUUAUUUAAAAACCAAAUACAACUCCCUUAAAUAACAUAAUAAUAGUGAAACCAAAAACUGAUAAGCCAAAUCUGUUUGAAAAAAAAACAAACAAUUCCAAACUUCAUGCAGUAUCUCAAAUCUGAAAGCACUUAAAAGUUGAUUUUCUUUUUUUUUUUCAAACUAACAAAACCAACUGAAACACUUUAUGUAACCAAAUGACUUAAUGCUAAUAUUAUGAACAAACCAAAAACAGGCAACUAAAGUUGUGCAAGUCUUUCUUUUUUGUAGUAAAACCAACUAAAUAUUAUUAUAUAUAUAUUUAAAACCAAACAAAGAACUACAACAAUUUUUUAUAACUUUUUUCUAUAACAACAACAAAACUAAAAAUCCAAACAAACAAUUUAUUAAAUGUGUAUAGAUUUAUUAUAAAUAAAUUAAAAAAAAAACAAAAACAAAUAACUAACAUACAUUUUUUUAAAUACUUUAACUAAAUACCAAAACAACUUUUGCCCUCUAAUGUAAAACUUUGGCAUUUCAUUUAAAAAAAAAAAACUAAAACAAAAAUUAACUUUUUAGAACUUAAACAACAAAAAACAACAUAAUAUUUACUAAAUUUAAAACCAAACCAAAAAAAGAUCCUACCAUACAAUUAUUAACAACCCAAAAAUCCUGAGCGAAUCAAUUAUUUUUGUUUAUUCAAAGAAAACUAAACCAUUUUUAAUUGGAUGCGAAAUGUUUAAAGUGAAAAUAAAUUUAUUGGAACAUAAUGGGAAAGCAACAGUUACGAAUAUCCUACAAUGAAUCAAAAAAAAUCUGUGUCAAUUUCAAACGAUUCAAUUGAUUUUGUUUUGAAAACAAAUUGUAUUUUACUUUACACAAAACACUUAUAUUUAUUACGGCAUAACUAACGUAUAUACAUAUAUUUGUUUUUCCUGUUUAAAACAUAACAAAGAAACAUUUAAUACGAAUAUGUUAAACAUUUAAUGAUUUACUUUAAUGUAACAAAAAACAAAGAAAAACAAAUAUGAUGACUGUUAUAAAAAAAUGUUAUUUAAGAAGUAAAUAAAACCCAAACUGUUAUACAUUUGAUAAGCAGCCCUAACGAAAGAGUAUCGAUAAAUUUGUCCGUAUAAUUAGAAGAAUAUUUGCUAAUCAGUUCUAUGUCUAUUCGCAAACACGUUUUUGUUGUACAAUUCUUGCAUGGAGAGGCCAUAUUGAUGUGUGGCCUGUUAUCUUUAUUAGUUGACUACUAAAUAUCGCCAGGUGUGAAUAGGUAUUAGGAAGAUUAAAUUUAAUGUCAUUAAAAAUUUGUUUACACAAAAAUCUUUAUCCAGCAUAUGUCUGAGAAUCGCCAAUCACAAAAAUAAAAAAGUAUUUGUAGUGAUUUAUUAAUUGUCACGGGUAAUUCGAGUAAACAUUUUGUAUUUAAACUUACUACAAGGGGGUUUCACAGUAUAAUAUAUUAUUGGCAAUAUAUGUUGUCUCUCACACAGGAAAUUUCAUGAUAUAAAUUUUAGCUUCUCCUCCGCCUAAAAACGAAUAAUUUUAUGAAAGAUGUAUACUAUUUCUUUUAUGGAUCUAUAAUGGUAGAAGAAUACAGAUAGAUGCAUCAACGCUUUGGAACAUUGAUAUGUCAAAAAUUUAAAAAUAUUAUUUCAAAAAUAAGUAGAUUUGUAAAUGUUUUCCUUUACGACGUCAAUUGGAGGUUGUUAUGACAUGCAUUUUUCGACAAUUUUUACAAAUUUCAAUAAUUUUUCAUUCAAAAUUUUCAAUUUCAAGGUCGGUUUGACAGUUCAUUUUCCCAGCAGCUGUUUUCAAUAAUUUUCCAUUCAUAAUUUUCAAUUUCAAGGUAGGUUUGAGAGUUCAUUGUCCCAGCAGCUGUGUCGAUGCGACUACCUGGAUUCUUCUACCAUGGUUUGUGUGGAGCCAAACUAUCAUCUAAUUUAUAGAGGAUGAAUGACAAACUUCACUGAGAAAAUCCAAUACCUUUGAGAAUGUAUCCAAAAAAACUUAUACUCUGUUCCCGAGCCUUCAAGAAUCUACUAGUCUUGCAUUUUUUAGAUAUAAUGAAGGAAUAACAUAUUUAGGUUCUUGAAGUUUCUGGAAAGGAACUCAAAAAGGCAUUAGCUAUAAAGUCCCGAUCUACCGAUGAUUCGAUAAGAGAUUUAUGUUUUCGACAUUUAUAGCACGUUUGACGUGCUAUUGCAUAUAAGUCAAAUAAGUUUUAGUAGAGUAGAUUAACCCUGCAAAAAGUUUUAAUGUAUACAUACUAUUAACAUGAUAUAGGAAAUCCUCAGAAUCAUGGUAGAAGAAUACAGGUAGUCGAUUCGACACAGCUGCUGGACAAUGAACUGUCAAACCGAUUUCGGCAUUGAAAAAUGUUGAAUGAAAUUUAUAAAAAUUGUUGAAAAUUUCAUAUUAUAACAACAUCCGAUUUGCGUAGUAUAAAAAACAUAUAAAAAAUGUACUUAUUUUUUACAAAACAUUUUAAAAAUUUUGACAUAUCAAUGUUCCCAAGCGUUGAUGCAUCUACCUGUCUUUUUCUGCCAUGCUCAGAAUGUCUUGGAAGUUCCUUUCAAACUCUCUUCAUCCACCGCUGUUUGUCCCUAUUAGAUAGAUACGCCUUUUGACAUCAAAUUUAAUCUCUUAAUAACGAUAUAAACCGUUGAUAGAAUCUUUUCCCUUUUUCUCCAAAAUACUACUACUUUUAGAAAUUAAAGUUUUGUCUUCUCUCUAUGUACAACUGAAAACAAUGCUUACAUCUUCUAUAGAAGCAAAAACCACAUAAAAAUGCGAAAGAAAUUUUUAAGUAAAAAGAAGCUCAAAGACAAUAUCAACAGGUGUUACCAAAAAUAAAAAAAUUACAAAUAAAUUUAAAAUUAAAAAGGAUAUAAAAACCAAAUAGGAAAAGAUUACCAGAAGAAAUAAACAGUAGAAUUUCUAAGAUAAUCCUGAAAUGUUAAAACUCAGUCUGAAUUAAAACCGAUGAAUAAAAGGUAAAACAACAACAUAAGCAGAAACACGACGUUUUUU